Molecule: messenger RNA, 920 nt
Organism: Tribolium castaneum (red flour beetle)
Lineage: Eukaryota; Metazoa; Arthropoda; Insecta; Coleoptera; Tenebrionidae
Exons: 4
Coding region: 224-742 (172 amino acids)
Source: RefSeq, a predicted model, not a curated record
UUGUCCCAACUUUUGACAAUUGGCAGAAACAUGGCGUUGACAGCAAGAAAAUUGUUGCUUGUGUUUUUAAAUUCUCAGUAAGUAGGAGUUCAUUUUCCAACAAAAUUAUCCGUCUUGUAAUCAGUGAAAAACGCCUGUAAUAUCACGGCUGCACAAGCAAGACACCAUAACACCAUAAAGAACGAAAAUUUCGUCAAAGUGAUUGACUUAAAUUUAAACAAAAAUGAGCAAAGCCACUGAUUUUUCCGAAAAUGAGGAUGAUCCUGCAGUUUACGAAAGCUCUGGCUCCGAGUGGGACAGCGACACCGAGCUAGAACCGGUGAAGAAAACAACGCGCCGAACGUCUUGUAGGGUUAGCAAAAAGCCUCGUCUCAAGUCUGAAACAAGUAGUGAUAGUAGUGAAAUAGAAGACGACCCGAAACCGAGAAAAAGAAAUGGAGUUAACAAAAAACAGAAAACUGAAGUUGAUCAAGAAGAAAAAGUAAUCAACGCGAAGGAUUUUUCGACUGGCUCCUUUGUGAUUCUGAAAAAAGAUGCACAAGUGGGUGACCCCAAAAAACACCCCUGCAUUUGGAGGAUCGAUGGAAAGGCUUUAUUACAGAAAUAUGAACCGUUUGAAGAGGAGGGAAGAAUUAGACACAAAACUUCAUCAAUUAAAUUAUUGAUUACAGUAUACAGGGUGGUCACCUUUAGAAAAAGAUUUGUACGCCCCUGUCACAGUAACCGUAAAACAACACCGUAACCAUAUUCUCAUUGUUGAUCUUGACUGGGAAAAAUUAAAAGAGAUAAAUAUGGAUAGCGACUAACGAAUAUAUAAACAAUUUUUCGAUGUUUUUUAAUUAAGUUUAAUCAUGUUUUUUAUUUUAUUGCGUUUUCAAUAGUUUUUUUCUCGAAUUAAAAUAAAAGUGGUUUAAAUUACA